Nothobranchius furzeri (turquoise killifish) is the source of this 1063-nucleotide messenger RNA. It is a transcript of the gene ptf1a, whose product is annotated as pancreas associated transcription factor 1a. Gene Ontology annotation, biological process: regulation of transcription by RNA polymerase II; developmental process. The record is from RefSeq and is a predicted model, not a curated record. Gene Ontology annotation, molecular function: RNA polymerase II transcription regulatory region sequence-specific DNA binding; DNA-binding transcription factor activity, RNA polymerase II-specific; protein dimerization activity. NCBI's taxonomy places the organism in Eukaryota, Metazoa, Chordata, Actinopteri, Cyprinodontiformes, Nothobranchiidae.
AUGGACUCCAUGCUGGACCCGUUCUCCGCGCUGGACUCUCUCUCCUCCCCUCCAUAUUUUGACGAUGAUGAGUUUUUCACUGACCAGUCCUCCAGAGACGAACAGUUGGACACUGAAGACUUUUUUGAUGAGGACGUGGACUUCCUCAGCACUCACCUCCAAGAAUAUUACAGCAAGGAUGGCGGCGGUAGAGCGGCGUCACGGGAAGGAGACUUGGACAUCGGAAACUUAUCCUUCUCCUCCUCUUCCUCCACUUUUUCCUACGGCUGCGCGGACACCCCUGACCUGUCCCCGCGGAUGGGACGGUUCGCCGGGUCACUGCUGAAGCGAAGGAGGCGCAUGCGCUCUGAAGUAGAGCUCCAGCAGCUGCGGCAAGCUGCGAACGUCCGGGAGCGCAGAAGGAUGCAGUCCAUCAACGACGCGUUCGAGGGGCUCCGAUCCCACAUCCCCACCCUGCCUUACGAGAAGAGGCUGUCCAAGGUGGACACGCUCCGGCUCGCGAUCGGAUACAUCAACUUCCUGGCGGAGCUUGUACAGUCUGAUCUGCCAAUCAGGAACUCAAACAACGAGACGCACGCGCAGCCAAAGAAGGUCCUCAUCUGCCACCGAGGAACAAGGUCGCCCUCUCCCAGUGACCCGGACUACGGUCUCCCCCCGCUGGCGGGCCACUCUCUGUCCUGGUCCGAUGAGAAGCAGCUCCGGGAGCAGAACAUCAUCCGAACAGCAAAGGUCUGGACUCCGGAAGACCCCCGGAAGCUCCACAGCAAGACGGGCCUCAAAGACAUUGAAAACGAGCCUCCAUUCAGCCUGCUGGCGUAAAGCAUCCGAACCCGCUGGUCCGGUUCUGGCUGUGAACUCAUUAUGUUAAUGGGCUGAAACCGGAACGGGGGCGCGCCGCGCGGCCCUCGGCGCCGGAGAGGAAUUUAUCAUGUUGAUAACUUUAUUUUUGUAACGCAAUCAGCUAUUUAUCUGUUCACGCGCCUUCAUAUUUAAUUAAUUUAACUCACAAGAAAACAAUUUGUUUUUGUUCGAUAUGCUAAUAAAAGAUUCUGAGCAGAAAUCA